AUGAGGAAUAUAUCAGGAGUGCUGGCAAAUGGUGAAAAUGGAGUGGUGGCCCUAGAGAUUAGGGCGGAGCUUCGGGAACUCCCAGACCCACUUAGUCUUCAGGCUCAGGAACUGCAUAAGAGAGUUGAAGAUUUAGAGGUUGAAUACCAAAGACAAGAAUCUAUCCUGGGGGAAUUUCUGCAUAAAAUUAAUAAUAGCAUCGAAAACAGAGAUACAAUUUCAGGGCCAAUUACCAUACGAGGGGAUGUCUGGGUACAUGAUGCUUUGGACACGGAGGACUUAGAAGCAAGUACCAUUCUUCUCAGACCCAUUGAUCAUCACUCCCACGAGCUGCUGGAUUACCACCAACACAGCCUCGACCACAUCACUUUUGAAGACAAAGUGAAUGAACUGGACCGGAAGACAUCGUCCAUAGUAAAAAAUUUAGAAGAUGCUGUUUUGGACGGAGACAAGAAUCGAGUUAUCAGUGGCAAGAAGACGCUGAAGAACGGGGCUUUCCACAUCGGUAAACUGAAUACCACAAAACUGAAUUUCACUGUCUCCCUGGACAGAACCGGGAGGCCUUUCCCUCUUAGCAAGACACUGACAGAUAUUGUCAGGAAAGACCGCAAGGAGGCUGUGACAGGAACGAAGGUCUUCACCAGGCCCGUGACCAUUGGUAAUUUGAAUGCCCGGAAUAUAAACGGCAUUCCAAUAGGGGACUUCGUGCGUACGACCGAGGAAAAUACGAUAGCAGGUGCAACGUAUCUGAACCCUGUCGUGGCAGAUACCCUAAUUCUCAGGGGCCAGGACGCGACUGUUGGAGACGUCAAUGUGUCUUCAAUUCCUAGCAUUAACGAAGCAGUUACCCUUGGCCACUGCGAAUUCCUGGAAGACCUGACUGUCGAGAUCGUGUCGGUGGACUCUGGCAUAGUAGAUACAGUUGAUAUAAAUCGUCUGAAUUAUAGCGCCCUCAAGACAAGUGGCGGCAGAAUAAAGGGGUCUUUGGAAUUCACACAAGACCUGAACAUCGUGAGGUUGGAUGCAAAUUCCAUAAUGGGAAUAGACACCAAGGUGUUCAUGGAAGAAACUGUCUUCAUAGACCAGCCAGCAACCGUUUCAGGGACCAUAUCAGUGCCCAUGGUGGUGGUCAAGAAGGAACUGAUAGUCACGGGAAAAAUUAAUGGCAAAAGAUUUCCCGAUGAAUAUCCCAUCUCGAACAGGAGUGAAAUACACUUUGGUAACAAGAGGUUUGGUCAUCUGGUGAUCGAUUCCGUAGAGAUGGCGAAGGGGUCAAAGGUCAAUGGCCUCUCCAUCCAUCAGAUUGUGACCUUGACCACUAGCCAGAACAUCGAGGGAGAAAAGCACUUCACUGGUGGCUUUACUAUACUGGGUGACUUGCAAGUAAACUCGAGGAUCGUGGAUGGCGUCAACCUGGACCACUUGAACGCCAGCAUCAACGACCCCAAAUUCACCAAGAACCAAGAAUUCGAAGUGAUCUUUCUCAAGAAUCUGAGAGUCCCCUCGAUAACAUUUAACGGUACCCUUAAUAAACUAGACUUCGGUGCGCUUGCUCAAGAUAUUCUACUUGACGAUGAGUUGCCCAUGAUUGUAGACUCUCCGAAAACCUUCAAAGCGGGACUAAACGUCUCGAGGGCCACAUUCGAAAGCACAUUGAAUGACGAAUCCAUUUCCAACCUGGUGACCCUUGACAAGCCGUAUGUCAUCACGGGUCAGAAGGCCUUCAAGAAUAACGUCUCCUUCAGGAGCUUGAAUGUCUCUGGCUUUGUUGAUCAUGUUAAUUUGGCACGUUUGAAAGAGGACGCGGUAUAUAUAGAUAGACCAGGACAGGUAGUUACGGGUAAAAUAACCUUUGAUGAUAUCAUUAUGGCAGAGGAACUCGAGGUGACAGGAAAGGUUAACAAUGUUGAUUUUGUAAACGUUGUAACUGUAGACGGUGCUCAGACUUUCACCGCCCCUCAGACCGUCCGCAAUUGUAAAUUUGAGCAUCUGACCUCUAAUUCCAUUACAAUGGCUAAUCCCAUCGUGGUCAAUGGAAUUGACCUGACCAGCGUCAAUGCGAGGAGGAUGAGUGUGAGUUCUCUCUUUAACCAUAGUGGAACUUUAACUGUAACAGGUCCGGUUGAGGUCCGUAACACACUCUACACAAAUACCAUCAACAAAUUAGACCUGGAAAAGGAACUGGGAAAUCUUGUAACAUCAGAGAAAACAGUUGUCAUCGAUGGGAACGUCGUGUUUAGCAAUCUAACCGUGCGUGGCCCUAUCACAACUAGAGGUGGUGAAGGCGCCAACGGCAUCAAUCUGAAGGCCCUGAGUGAAAAUGCUGUUAAACUUGAUUCUGAUGGAACCUUGUCUGGCAGCAUCAGGUGGGAGAGUAUGAUACUGCAUCAAGGCAUCACUGGACCUGGACUCUUCCACUAUUACGACCUGAAGAAGUUGAGCGAUGAUGCAGUGUAUCCGGACAUCCCAAACCAAGUCAUAACAGGAAAGAAAACUUUUGCGAAAGGUCUCCGCGUGAAGGGUAACCUAGAAGCUAAGGAGAUUAAUUGGACUCGAACUCCGAAAGACAGCGACGUCACGUUCCACGGCCCCGUCAACGUUCAACGCCGAGUGAAUGGCCUCCUGAACGGCCUGAACUUGACAGCCCGUUUGAACGACGCUGUCAGCUUGAACGACGCGAACGUCGCCGCCAUCACUGGCAAGAAGAGGUUCCUCCAGCCACCCGAAGUGAGGAACGUCAAUGUGAGGUUCCUCAACGGUUGUCGACUUCGAGAUUUCCUCAAGCGCGCCGUCAGGAUCGGUUCUCCUCUGAAACUGAACAGAACUGUCACUGUAAAUGGAAGGGUUACGACCCCUGAAAUACGGACUAAGGAUUUACUAGUUAAGGGUUCAAUAGACGCCUUCAACAUGAAGAAUCUGGAAAAAGGUGCCUUAUAUCUAAACGAAGACAGGGUCAUCGAUGCAUCCCUUGUGAUCAAAGGAAACGUUCAUUUAGAGGGCAAUCUAGACACAACUUACCUGAAUGGCUUCAAUCUCGAGACUGAUUACUUACGCAGGGACAAAGUACAAACCAUCCCCCACAACGUCACUUUCGGCAACAUAACGACCAACGACGUGCACGUUGACGGCCUGGUCAACUCGUGGAAUCUGGCGAAGGAGGCUGAAAACACACUGAUGACUACAGGCGGACAGAUCGUCACUGGUCUUAAAAGGUUCACAGGUUCUGUGAAGGUUCUUGGGUCUGUAGAAGUGACUGGUAGGGUGGGCACUGAUGUGAAAGUCAAGAUGGCAAGAGAUGCAGUGCAGCUGGACGAACCAGCAAAUAUAGAAGGAGCUUUAAUUUUCAAGAAACCGCUGACAGUGAACCGCCUGACAAACCCCACCGGUAUGGUGAAUGGUAUCAAUUACACGGAGCUCUCAGAGAUGGCGUGGCUUGUCGACAAACCUGCUGUGAUUACAGGUAGAAUGGCUUUCAAUGCAGAAGUCUCGUUUAUGGAAGGAUUAGAUUCCAUGGGCUCUGGUGGCAAAAAUAACAUGGGGAAACUCCAGAUGGAGAUGAUGGCGCUGAAUAAAGAAAUCUCUGCAAGAAUGCUGGAUCUAAACAAACAAUACAACGAUCUCUGCAACUCCGUCCUUUCUCUGAAUGCAAAACUGCAGAAUGCCAUUUAUGAAGGCGAUUAUUUUGAGGGCGUUAGCAGAGAAAUUGUCCAGUUCAAACGCCAUUCUUCCUAUGCAUUCCAGAGCAAAGGCGACACAUUCGUCAUUGUGAGCUGGGAAACUCCUAUCUGUGACUCGACUUUAUACCGAUUCAAUCCGACGACCUCACGCCUGGAGGAAUUUUUGAUAUUGGAUUCUGGUUACGCACACCAGUGGCUGUAUGUGGAGAGCAACAAAUCUAAGUUCCUCAUAAUGGCAGCUUCAACUCGAGACAACAACUGCGCCAGGAAGAGGAGCACUGUUUGGACCUGGAAUGAGAAUCUUGGAAUAAGGGUUCAUCAAGAAUUGGUCCCUGGGGAGAGGAUAUCGCUGAAAUUCUUCGGGGAGAGCAGAGUGAAGAUAUUCGUUCAUUCUAAGGAUACCACGACCACCUACAAACUUAAUCCUACCACGCAGCACUUUGAACCGUAUUUGACUUCUGAUGAGAAAGUUGACAUAGCGCUGAGUUUGCUCCUCAAGGACUCCACAAGCGUCAUGUUCAGAUCCCAUAAAGGUUACGGUAAACUGAUCAUCAACGGGAAGGGAGGACCCAAAUUCGCCCUGGCACGCGACAUCACUGACGCAGUGCUGUUCGAUCAGUUUGAUCGGGUUUUUGUGGCCCUCUCUGCUCUCACGGACGAUCUGCGAAAUCCCGUCUACGUCCUGAAGUUGCAAAUUGAAUACUUUAGAGCAGAACAAAGAGUACAAAAGGUAACAGAGAAUUUUGAGCUGGAUGUAACAAUGAAGCCAUCAAACAGUCAAUUACCACUGAUGGAUCCCAGUAGUUUUUCCCCUUCGGAAUCUAGUUAA
Molecule: messenger RNA, 4506 nt
Organism: Macrobrachium nipponense
Lineage: Eukaryota; Metazoa; Arthropoda; Malacostraca; Decapoda; Palaemonidae
Cellular component (GO): cell surface
Molecular function (GO): heparin binding
Source: RefSeq, a predicted model, not a curated record